This is a messenger RNA of Xenia sp. Carnegie-2017, 741 nucleotides long. RefSeq names its product TM2 domain-containing protein 3-like. The record is from RefSeq and is a predicted model, not a curated record. The transcript is spliced from 5 exons. The coding region runs from base 94 to 717 and encodes 207 amino acids. Lineage: Eukaryota; Metazoa; Cnidaria; Anthozoa; Malacalcyonacea; Xeniidae.
CGAACUUCGAAGUUGGAAGCACUUUGAAAAAAUAACGAAGAAAAUGAAAUAUACCAAGAAUCGAGAUCCUGCUUAGGUGCAUUGUUAUUAAUAAUGAAUAAAUAUUUUUGUUUUUCUACAGGACAAAAAUGCUUGCUGCUUUAUAUAAGUAUUUUAGUUGGAUUAUUACAUCUUUCGUAUGCUGUAGCAGCUAAAGUUAACUGCGAUGAUGAGAUUAUGAUUGAGCACUUCAAUUGUUCAAGUAAAAAUUGUACUUAUGGAGAAGAGUCAAAUGUGAAUUGUACUGUCCCUGACAGUGUGGGAUGUGAGGGUGAACAUUCUUUCAUUAAGAAAAUGAAGUGUCGAUAUUGCUAUCAAACAGAACCAUCAGAGUACAGUUGUGAUAUUAAAAUAUAUUGUAAGGCUGCAGAAAUCCCCAGUAAACGACGUUAUAGCACAAACUGCACAGUAGCAAGCAAAACAAUGUGUCUUGGAAAUCGGACAUUUGGUAAAGUCCUGCUAUGCAAUUGGACGUCAGGUCACAGAUGGUCAACCACAGCAUUGUUGAGCUUAACACUAGGUGGCUUUGGUGUGGACAGAUUUUACUUGGGAUAUUGGAAAGAAGGACUUGCAAAGUUAUUUAGCUUUGGUGGUCUUGGUGUUUGGACAUUAGUAGAUUUCAUAUUAAUACUCACUCAGUAUGUUGGUCCAUCUGAUGGCUCUUUGUAUAUAUUUUGAAUUAAAUAUUUUCUUUAACUAAAA